AUGUUUAUCACUGCCAGCAGUCCCACUGCAGUUGUGAAACUCGGCAAGAGCGUGGGUACGGCGAUUGUAGUACGGGCUAAUAGUGAUCCAGAACGUGAUAAUCGAGGAGGGCAAAAAUUCGUAUAUUAUCACAUUGUAUUCUAUUAUGUAAAAACUAGUGCUGGACAUCAAAUCCGGAUAAAUCCGUAUCCGGAUUACCAAUCCGGAUCAAUCCGGUUUGAAACAACCGUCAUUAAUCUGUUUAUCCGGAUUAAAAAUUAUCAAUCCGGAUUAUAUAACCAAUCCGGAUUUUGA
Molecule: messenger RNA, 294 nt
Organism: Macrosiphum euphorbiae (potato aphid)
Lineage: Eukaryota; Metazoa; Arthropoda; Insecta; Hemiptera; Aphididae
Source: the annotation of a GenBank genome assembly